This is a messenger RNA of Thermochaetoides thermophila DSM 1495, 912 nucleotides long. RefSeq lists its product as uncharacterized. The record is from RefSeq and is a predicted model, not a curated record. NCBI's taxonomy places the organism in Eukaryota, Fungi, Ascomycota, Sordariomycetes, Sordariales, Chaetomiaceae. The transcript has 3 exons. The coding region runs from base 1 to 912 and encodes 303 amino acids.
AUGGCUCCCAUUAAGCCGCAUUGGGUGCAGCCCUCGCAUCCCGACAUCCAGCAGGUCAUUGUCACUGGUAAUGCUGAGGAGUUUACCACCAAGAGCAUCUCCAAGAUCGCGCUGCCGCCCUUCGGCCUGUUCGCCCGCCUUGACUUCCCACCAUGCACCCCGGCCCCCGUCCCGACCUAUGCCACAGUCCAGAUUGGACGGGAUAAGCAUAUUGAUCUGAACAGUGAUCUUCUGUACAUCAACCACUCGUGCGAGCCGAGUCUUAUUUUCGACACCUCCAGCAUGCUCGUAAUCGCCGGCCCAAAGGGCCUUAAACCGGGCGACGAGCUGACGUUCUUCUACCCCUCUACUGAAUGGGAAAUGGCCCAGCCCUUCGACUGCCUCUGCGGCGCGCCAACCUGCCGCGGCCGCAUCGCCGGCGCCCGCGACAUGUCGCUCAAGCAGCUCGAGGGCCUCUGGCUGAACCGGCACAUCCGCGAUCUGCUCGAGGAGCGCGAGCGUGACAGGGCUCUGAAGGCGGGCAAGCUGUUCGGAAAUUACACCCUAAGCAACGGCUACUCCAACGGCAAUGGUUACACCAACGGGAACAGCGCCCUUCUGCCAACUUUGGACCUGGACCAGACCGUCCUGGCCUUGCGCGAGGCGCUCGCUCAGGCGGAGAAGGUCGUUGAAGUGGCGAGGUCAGCUAUCACUUCGUAUGCGGUUUCUUGCCAAGACGAUGAUAGCACAUUCCGGAACGGCAAGAAUGGCAAGGCCGACGGCCGUGCUGCGAACGGCAGCGGCAGCAGCAGCAACGGCAAUGGGUAUGAUGCUCCGGCCCCGACGCCCCCCGGCUUGCAGCGGCGCGGCCCGACGUCACGAGAGUUGGCUGGCGAAGAGGGCGGCGAUACGAGCUCGCGGGUGAGGGCGUAA